Messenger RNA from Chlorocebus sabaeus (green monkey), 1476 nucleotides. It is a transcript of the gene CHLSN, whose product is annotated as cholesin. The record is from RefSeq and is a predicted model, not a curated record. NCBI's taxonomy places the organism in Eukaryota, Metazoa, Chordata, Mammalia, Primates, Cercopithecidae.
GAGGCAGAUGGGGGAGAUGAGAGAAGUAGGGGGACGAUGGGGGCUGGGUGGGGGGCGGUCAGAGGCAAGUACGUGCAGCGACACUGCACGGGGGAGGGGGUGCGCUCUCCACGCCGGUCGCACAGUUGGACCGAAGGCUCGGGACGGCCAGAGCUCCCUCGUCGGAGGGGCGGUGGGGCUGCAGCAGGGUCCACCCCCGCCCUCCCAGCGCCGAAGCCCCGCCCCCGCUCUCCCACCCCCACGCCGAGGUCCCGCCCCCGCAGGCGAGCUGGCGUCACCGUCCAGCCGGCUGGAUCUGGUUCUAGCCGCGCCGGGCCGGCCGGGCAUGCGCAGUGCGGGGGCGCUGCGGCUGCUGGAGGUGCGGACCCCGCGGUGCGCACUGCGGCCGCAUCCCUGCCCCGGCGCCGUACGUGCCCGCGGGACCUGACAACCGGGGCAGAGGGAGGAGCUGUGCUCAGGCCUGUGCCGGACGCAGAGCUGGAGCUGUCCCCAGAAGAGCAGAGGGUCCUGGAAAGGAAGCUGAAAAAGGAACGGAAGAAAGAGGAGAGGCAGCGUCUACGGGAGGCAGGCCUCGCAGCCCAGCACCCGCCGGCCAGGCGCUCGGGAGCUGAGCUGGCCCUGGACUACCUCUGCGCAUGGGCCCAAAAGCACAAGAACUGGAGGUUUCAGAAGACAAGGCAGACGUGGCUCCUGCUCCACAUGUAUGACAGAGACAAGGUUCCCGAUGAGCACUUCUCCACCAUGCUGGCCUACCUGGAGGGGCUGCAGGGCCGGGCCCGCGAGCUGACGGUGCAGAAGGCAGAAGCUCUGAUGCGGGAGCUGGACGAGGAGGACCCCGAUCCCCUCCUGCCAGGGAGGGUCCAGCGCAUCCGGCAGGUGCUGCAGCUGCUCUCCUAGUGGGUUCAGCGCGGGACGGGGCCACUGCCCAGCGCAGGGCGGCCUCGGACCACACAGGGUGCAGCUCCUCCGGCGGUGGGGGCCGGGAUCACCAGCACCAGAGCCUCGCAAGGGCCCCUUCUGUCCUCCAGACCCUCCUUGGCCGGAGACAGUUGUGACAGUGACGACGGGUUCAGUGCCUUCAGCACAGAGCGUGGACGCUCUGGAAUCACCCAGACGCCUGGCCUUGGAGGGGCCCUGGAGCCCUGGGAAUCUGCUUGGGAGGGAAAUGUCUAUUUUUCUACCAGGAAUAUUUUAGAGAUUGGGCCACGCUGGCUCCUCCUGCCAGCUGCAAACCUGCACCUUCCGCCUGAUUCCCCAUCCCCCUGUGUGGGCCGCGUUCCCGGUCCCCUGCCCGCGUCCAUCCAGGGGCCUGGCUGUUCCCUGUUUUCCUUUGACCCCACACAGCCUCACUGCUGGUCAUGGGGAGUCCCUGCUGGGGGCUUGUGGAGUCAGAUCACUCACCUAUGCAGAAACCGUCUCUGUGGCCGCAUUUGAAAUAAAACACGACCCACCAGGGGCCGUGGGUCCUGCUCUGCC